AAACUAAGAAAGAAUACUGUUUUCACUAAAAUUAUUUAAAACAAAGGCAUCAAAAUGAGUAUGUCAACGACUCUAAGGUUCGAAUUGAACACUGGUAACAACAUGAAAGAGGCUUUUCUCAAACAACAAGAAAGAAUUCAGAAAGAUGAAAUGAUGGCUGGGAGAGAAAAUAUUGUAAGACUAGAAAAAAAUACAAAUUUAAGGGCAGAGUGGAAUGAAAACUUGGAAAAAGUAUCUUGGAAUAAAAGAAUACAAGAUGAAAAUAAAAGAAUCCAAGAUGAAGUUAGACUUGCUGCUAAAGCAGCCAUAGCAGUCCGACGAAAAGCCCUGCAACAGCUGAUCCAGAAAGAAAUGGACAUGUAUGAACAAGAACUCAGUCUGCAGGGUAAAACUUUCUUCAAACAAAGGAUAUGAACUUCUCAGCUGGAAGAUGGAAGUGGAAUGUUGUGUAUGAAUGUGACAACUGUGAAUUUUUGAUGAGUGAAUGUUGAAAUUAUCCAGCAUUAUUUGUCCUUCUCUGUUACUCUGGUUUAGAAAUAAUUAUGCUGAACUGCAGGAUAUUUUUACAUUAAACUGUACUUAUGUUCUUGUAGACUUUGUGAUACUGCUGCUGGUAGAAGUGAUCCUUCCUAGUUUAUUAAUUAUACAUAUGUAAUAUGUGCCUUAUAAUUUUUGGUAUAUUAAUUUGAUAAAAUCAACCUGUGGCAUAAGAUUAAUAGCAAAAAUAUUCUACAUGUAUAUACCUAUAUAAUAAUAUUACAUGUAAUUACAAAUAACAUCUGAAAUAAUUGUUACAUAUACUAAUCUGACUGUUUUAAGUAUGAUGAAAGUCCGUUGGUCAAUUUCAUCUUUAUUUUGUAUUUACUAUAUUGUUGAAUAACUUUGUUUCUUACAAGUAAUCUAGCAUUCAUAUGAUAAAAGAAUAAUGAAAAAUUGAUAUGAAGAAUUUAAAUCUAUGGAGUUAAAAGAUAACUGGUAUUUAAAUCUAUGGAGUUAAAAGAUAACUGGUAUUAAAGAAUUAUUCUUUUUACAAGAUA
Molecule: messenger RNA, 1037 nt
Organism: Saccostrea echinata
Lineage: Eukaryota; Metazoa; Mollusca; Bivalvia; Ostreida; Ostreidae
Product: cilia- and flagella-associated protein 141-like
Exons: 4
Coding region: 55-414 (119 amino acids)
Source: RefSeq, a predicted model, not a curated record